CUGGAGAUGAUGUGAAGAUCGCAGCGUGCAGUCUUCCGGUCAGCGGUCUGCAUAAUACGAAUGAAGUAACAACAUCCGGGGAAUUUUUGCAGCGUGCUUCGGUGCGAGUGCGCGCACGUACGCACGCUGGAACGGUGCUUGACAUGGCGGCUGUGAAUUGAAAAAGCGUGUGGAAUGCGCGUGCAUGUGCGUGUGCAUGUGCACGCUGCGGUCCGGUGAACUGAGACUGUGUCCAGAGCAAAAUCUUGAUUUUAUUUUGCUUUUAUUUCACAAACUUGGCGAGAAACUGCUCAUAUAAAACAUGGACAGCGAUGACGACAAUGUGGAGGAGAUUGUAGAAGGCCCGUUAGAUGAAGAUGAGCUCCCACAUGGCUUCUGCACCGUCACCUACUCGUCUAGUGACCGCUUCGAAGGCCGUUUUGUUCACGGGGAAAAGAACGGAAAGGGCAAAUUCUUCUUUUUCGACGGCAGCACUCUGGAGGGCUUCUACGUGGACGAUGCGCUCCAGGGGCAGGGUGUGUACACGUACGAGGACGGUGGAGUUCUGCACGGCACCUACGUUGACGGCGAGCUGAACGGUCCUGCUCAGGAGUUCGACCCGGACGGACGUCUGAUCUUCAAGGGGCAGUACAAAGAUAACAUCCGCUGUGGUGUCUGCUGGAUCUACUACCCGGACCGAGGCUGUGUGGUGGGCGAGGUCAACGAGGACGGCGAGAUGACGGGCAAAGCCGUGGCUUACGUUUACCCUGACGGACGCACGGCUCUGUACGGGAGCUUCGUGGACGGCGAGCUCAUCGAGGCCCAACUGGCCACGCUGACCGCUCAGGAGAACGGCAGACCUCAUUUCACUGUUCAUCCUGACAGUCCUGUUUACUUCUAUGACAAACCCACUUCCUGUUGUAUCGCUGCUCACAAAACGCUACUCGACCCCUAUGAGAGCCAACGUGCGUAUGUGGGGCAGUCGCUGAUCUCUGGAGCAGGAGAAGGUCUGUUCGCCAAAACUGAUUCAGAUGCCGACACAAUCAUGGCCUUUUACAACGGAGUGCGCAUCACACACACUGAGGUGGACGCUCGUGAUUGGUCCCUGAAUGGGAACACAAUUUCGCUAGACGAGGACACGGUGAUCGAUGUGCCUGAACCUUUUACCCGUACAGAGAAUUACUGUGCAUCCCUUGGACACAAAGCCAAUCACUCGUUUACCCCCAACUGCAAAUACGACCCGUUUGUUCAUCCUCGCUUCGGGCCGAUAAAAUGCGUCCGGACAAUCCGAGCAGUUCGAAAAGAUGAAGAACUCACAGUCGCAUACGGUUACGACCAUGAAUCUUCUGGGAAAUCGGGUCCGGAGGCUCCCGACUGGUACAAACGGGAGCUGCGCGAGUUUCAGCAAAGAGAAGCAGAAAGGGAAGCGAAGGACUAAAAACAAACUAAAACUUUUUGCAUCAUGCCAAGCAUCACCUAAACCUGCCUCUUUUACUGUCUUGCUGUUUGCUAAACAACUUUGUAUUUAAUAUAUUGUGGAUAACCUGCUCUCUUUAUCAUUCUCAUUUGGUAGGAGGCAAAAUGCUUGGCUUUUACAGAGUCUUGUUCUAAAUAACGAAGGUGCUAUGAGGUGUCAGAUCUCAACAACCUGCAUCCUGAAUGCAGUGAUGUAUAACGACCGACUGAAGCACAGCAUGACGUGAAUUAGCUCCAUGGCUCAUCUAACUCAUCCGAAGUGAGAACUAUGCACUACCGAGCCCAUCGGGUGCUCUUUGCUGCUACGCUAAACCUCUACGAGUCACGGCAAUGCAGCCACUUAGUAUGUGGUUAAACUCCAAUAGCUAUCGCUAGUCCCGUUUGUGCGUCAGUGCAGUUUUCACAAUGCAGCAUUGUCUCUUUAGCUUCGGACUACUUGAACUAGUUAACUCUAGAUUCUCCUUACAAUUCAAUCAACAGUAUUAGAACCGCACAGUAAAUGUUUCAUUUUUGCCUUUGUAUUAAAGUGUGAAAGUGCGUGAAGUGUGAAAGCGUGUCGGAGUGAGAGAAAUACGUAGCAGAUCAAAAUAAGUAAUGAAUUCAGGUCUUUGAUAUGCAGUAUCUCUAAUCCGGGAUUUAUCAAUAAAACUUUAAAACAUGA
Molecule: messenger RNA, 2116 nt
Organism: Silurus meridionalis
Lineage: Eukaryota; Metazoa; Chordata; Actinopteri; Siluriformes; Siluridae
Gene: setd7
Product: SET domain containing 7, histone lysine methyltransferase
Exons: 8
Coding region: 302-1417 (371 amino acids)
Biological process (GO): regulation of DNA-templated transcription
Cellular component (GO): chromosome
Molecular function (GO): protein binding; histone H3K4 monomethyltransferase activity
Source: RefSeq, a predicted model, not a curated record